Messenger RNA from Trachymyrmex cornetzi, 4511 nucleotides. It is a transcript of the gene dsd, whose product is annotated as attractin-like protein dsd. Gene Ontology annotation, molecular function: protein binding. The record is from RefSeq and is a predicted model, not a curated record. Gene Ontology annotation, cellular component: Golgi apparatus. The transcript is spliced from 12 exons. NCBI's taxonomy places the organism in Eukaryota, Metazoa, Arthropoda, Insecta, Hymenoptera, Formicidae. The coding region runs from base 1 to 4008 and encodes 1335 amino acids.
AUGGCAGAGAUCGUGCAGAUGUUUUUGUUCCUAUAUAAAUCCAAGUACCGUCGGAAACGUCGUCGCGACGUCGACGACGAUGACGGCGGCGGCGCGUGGUUCGAUCAUAACCGCGAGCAGAAUUGCGAUCGGCGGUGGCGAUGUCGGUGUCGGUGUGGCCAUGGCAGCGGCAGCGGCGGCGGCGGCGGCGGCGGUAACGCGACCGCGACGGUGCCGUGGGCACCGUUUCUACUGUGGGCGGCGCUCGUCUGUUGGGUGGUCCACGUAAGCGCCGCCGCCUCCACCUCCUCGUCGUCGCCGACGUUGGACGCGGGCUGCGACCCCGACACCUGUGUCAACGGCGUCUGCGAAAAUGGCAUCUGCGUGUGCCGCGAGGGCUGGCAGGGCGCACACUGUCAAUUUUGCGGUGGGAAAGUCAGAUUAUCAGAGAGAAUUGGGAGCAUCCACGAUGGCUUUGGCAACUAUACUGCGGAUGUAAGGUGCUCCUGGUUGAUUGAGAGCAGUCCGAACACGAAGAUACGGAUGCACGUGGAGCAAUUUGCGACAGAAUGCGGCUGGGACCAUUUGUAUAUCUACGACGGUGAUAGCGUCGAGGCGCCGCUGCUGGCCGUCUUCUCCGGCCUGAUGCACAAGGACAGCUAUCACAUACGCCGUGUGCCGGAAGUAAUAGCGCGAUCCGGUAGCGCGUUACUGCACUUUUAUUCCGAUGUCGCAUACAACAUGAGCGGCUUUAACAUUACAUAUAAAAUCAACGCUUGCCCAAGCAGGUAUUCCCAUAUCGAUUGUUCUGGCCACGGUGUGUGUAUCGAGGGCACAUGUACCUGCGACGCCAUGUGGACCGGUGAGGCCUGCGACGUGCAGGUAUGCCCGAACAAUUGUUCGUUCCAUCAUGGGCAGGGCGAGUGUGAUCGCGAGAGCCAUCACUGCCGCUGUUUUCACGGCUUUAAAGGUGCGGAUUGUAGCCAAAGAGGCGACCGUGGAUUUUGGGAGAGUGUCACGUACAAGGAUCUACCGCCGGACGGCUCAGCCAGUCACUGUUCCAUCGUUUGGAAGGAUUCGCUGUACGUGGUUGGCGGUGAGAGUUUCCAUCGUGCCAAGAUGAUAUAUGUGUACGAUUAUAACGGCAAUGUUUGGGAGACACCUCACGUCGAGGGCCGAAUGCCGUUACCGCGAUACGCGCACUCGUGCGUGCUAUUCGGCGACAAGAUAUUCAUGUACGGUGGCGUCGUGGAGAACUCCACCGUGACCAACGAGAUCUGGGCGUUUGACGUGUCCGCCAAGAUCUGGGAGAACGUUACCGUGCACGAUAAUUGUCACAACAAGACAAUAUGUGGCCCACUGAAGGUAGCCGGACACACUGCGACCCGGGUGAGUCAUGGCAAGAAGGAGAAGAUGGUUGUGAUAUUCGGCUAUUCGCCACAGUAUGGUUACUUAAACACCGUCCAGGAGUACUCUUUGGGUACGCGCGAGUGGCAGAUUGUCAAGACGAGUGGUUUUCCGGUGAGAGGUGGCUAUGGACACAGUUCCGCUUACGAUCCUCUUACGAAUCUCAUUUACGUGUAUGGUGGUUACGUGUCGGAGUCACAAAGCACACAUAUUUUGAGCAGUCGGCUGUAUUCGUACCAUCCUAAUUAUUGUGAAUGGCGGUUGCUUACGUCGGCGCCGUCAGCGCGUUUCUUUCAUACGGCUACCUUUGUCACGAGCGGACUGAUGUUGGUAUUUGGCGGUAAUAUGCACAACGACACACAGCAAUCGCACGGCGCGCGAUGCUACUCGGCCGAUACGCUUGGCUACGAUGUCACAUGCGAUACAUGGCAUCAGUACACCAUGCCCAGAGAUAUGAGCGAUCUUCCGCGGUACGGUCACAGCGCAACCGUCUUUGAGAAGUCGAUGUAUAUUUAUGGCGGCUUCGAUGGUGAAAUGCUGUCUGACAUGUUGAGGUAUACCCCCGGCAAUUGCGAGCAUUUAACGAAUCAGAAUCAGUGCCUGAAUGCCAGAAUAGGCGUAAAAUGCGUGUGGCAUAAACGAGAUAAUCGAUGCCUGCAGAUCACAAAGAUUCCGCAACACGUGCUCAACCAUAAGGAAUACGACGAACACGAUGGUAUUUAUAUGAAAUGUAACCUGGAUGACAAGCCACCCCGUGGCAUGACGUCGCAUGCAGAACUCUGUAAACUCUUCACCGACUGUGUUACAUGCGUGCAAACCUCAUACAAUUGUGUGUGGUGUGGCAAGAGUUGUCUGCACAUGAGUUGCCGGGACAAUCCAAAUUUGCCGAAUUCGGCCAUCACAGAACUAGAGCAUUGUGAUCAGAACACUGGCAUCGAAUGUCUGCAAUUACACACGUGCCAUGCUUGUUCCAGCAAUCCGCGUUGCAUUUGGUCGUGGUCCAAUGGACCUGAUCGUUGCAAACCACAGUCAAAAACUCGAGAGGUGAGCGUGUUGAACGGUACGAUCCAAGCGCAGCGUUUGACGAUGGACCCGUGCCGCAGUCCAUGCGCAGAGUACACGGCGUGCCGCAAUUGCACAGAAUCUGAUUGUAUCUGGUGUCAAAACGAGGCCAAAUGUGUAGACAAGAAUGCGUAUCCGGCCAGUUUUCCAUAUGGACAAUGUCGCGAGUGGACAACGAUAGACGCUCGGUGUCGUGCCACAGAAACCGGCAGGGAAUGGUGUAGUUUCUAUUCAUCAUGCGCCGCUUGCCGAUCGGAUCCCGGUUGCGGCUGGUGCGAUGAUGGAUCGGACACCGGGAAAGGUUCGUGUAUGCCUGGUGGAGCUCGUGGACCCAGCAGCAAAAGCUCGAACACGUGUUUGCUCGAACAUUGGUACUUCACAAAAUGUCCAACUUGUCAGUGUAACGGUCAUAGUAGGUGUCUUCCAAAUACUAGUGAAUGCAUUCAACCAUGCGGAAACUUGACUUAUGGAUCACAUUGUGAUAAGUGUAUCCCCGGCUUUUAUGGUAGCCCACUCAAUGGAGCCACAUGUCAGCCUUGUUCCUGCAAUAAUCAAGGAACUCUAUGCACGAGCGAGACGGGUAAAUGUUAUUGCACAACUAAAGGUAUUAUCGGCGAUCACUGCGAACGUUGUGACGUAUCUGGUCUCUAUCACGGUGAUCCUACGAUUAAUAAAGGGUCUUGUUUCUAUGACUUAGCUAUCGACUAUCAAUUUACGUUUAAUUUGAGCAAAAAAGAGGAUCGUCACUACCGAGCAAUCAACUUCAAAAAUUCGCCACCGAAAGCCGACAUUGAUGCUGAGUUCUCCAUCACAUGUUCCGUGCUUGCCAAGAUGAAUGUCAGCAUCAAGAAAGUAAAUAGUGACGAAGUGAAACUGGUGACCAACGCAAAUUGCACAACGACUAUGUACAAGCACCGUUUUAGCAAAGCAGACUACAACUUCGGCAGCGAAGAUAACAAUACUCUCACUACAUUUUACGUAUAUGUCUAUGACUUUCAACCGCCAUUGUGGAUCCAGAUCUCGUUCUCUCAAUACUCCAAACUGAAUUUACAGCAGUUCUUCAUUACAUUUUGCACAGAUUACAUGCCACCGCACAGGUGCUUCCUCGCUCUGUUACUGGUGGCUGCCAUUCUUUGGAAGAUCAAGCAAAAAUACGACAUGUAUCGACGAAGACAAAGGCUCUUCCUAGAAAUGGAGCAAAUGGCUAGCAGGGCAUUCAGUCAAGUUCUAGUGGAAAUCGAGAGACGCGAUGUUGACAACUCAGAUAUAGAACGCGGUGACGCCGACUUUACUAAUUGUCGUAAAAAGAAGAAGAAUGCUCCUAGUCCGAUCGCACUGGAGCCUUGCUGUGGCAACAGAGCGGCGGUUCUGUCUCUGCUAGUCAGGUUGCCGACUGGCGGCGAGCCUUAUACGCCAGCCGGACAGAGCGCUGGUCUAGCCGUGGCGUCCGCUUUGGUGACGCUAGGCAGCCCACGCAGACCAUCUCAGGAAUUAACAACAAAGGAACCGAAGAAGACAAGGAAGUCCGCUAGCCAACAUCCGGAUUCCACUUGCAUUUAGCGGUAAACCGAGGUAUCGCGAUAGGACGCAACUAUAAUAAGCCUUAGAGUUGUUUCUGUGAUCUUGCCCGCACUUGAUUCGGCAGGACAUUUAUCUUCGAACUCUGACGGAGUGGAGACGAAAUGCGAACAAUGAUCGCGUCGAGAUCAAAACGGGAAACAUACGCGAAAAUUUUUCUCGUUGGCGCGCGACUGAUCGAUGAAUCGAAGAAUUCGGUUAUUUUAUCCGAAGAAUCGGCUGAAUGUGUAACGCUAGAUAUAAAUGUAUGCGCGACUUUCCUUAUCGAGUAGAAGGAAACGCCUUUGGCCGAGGAGCGAAUGGACUGCUCCAACCGGUUACGUCCGCUAAUUAUGGUAAGUAACAUUUUCUUUUUAGACUUGAGCUGUAUGAAAUAUUUUCAUGCGCUGAAAGGGAUGUCCAUUGAUCACUCGGCUAAUAUUCAGAACAUAAUCGAGUUUCUUUUAAGGACUUCGAUUAACAAUGUACAGUGUUGUAUAGAUGGU